Messenger RNA from Protopolystoma xenopodis, 615 nucleotides. The record is from the annotation of a GenBank genome assembly. NCBI's taxonomy places the organism in Eukaryota, Metazoa, Platyhelminthes, Monogenea, Polystomatidea, Polystomatidae.
UUCUACAAUGCCUUCAUGGGGGGCGUAACGAUGAUUAACCGGUGGAAUUAUCUGUUGAUCAACGGAAUGUCGAAUGCAUUCACUGGCUGGGGUGGUGAAGAUGACGAUUUUGCGUUACGCCACGGGUUAGCCAACGUGACCAGGAAUCAGGUGUCUAACACUAUAGGACGCUUUUAUAGCCUGGAACAUUCAGACGACCGUGUCUAUGACAAGGAACGUUUAUCUAAACUGGCUCGUCCUGAAGUUCGCAAUAGGAUGCUUCGAGAUGGUCUCAUGCAAGUCACCUAUACCCUUCUAAAAGUGCACGAACUUUUGGCUUGUUCUGGCUAUAUGCUAUCCGGUCCCAGAGGUCGUUUAGUACAUUCUUGGUUCCGGUUAGCGCAAUCUGGAUCUAUCAAGCAUUCUUUUGGAACAGACUGGACGGAAAUGUACUCUCCUUCUCUCGGUCGUCUUCCUCAUGAAGAAAAACUGCAUAUGAAGCUCGGAGCUGCUAAAAUGCACAGUAUUCCGCCGCUAUCGGUGGUGCAGGAUCCAUGCUUCUUAGUUGAUGAAUUGUGUGUAGUUCAGAGACACUUGGUCGGAAGCAUCCUAUCUCUCCAAACUUGUCCCGCUUAG